CCUGGCUGCCUUUCUGUUGCGGAGGGCGCAUAGUGCUCGGUGGAGGUGCCUCAGAAUCAGUCACAGAAGUUGAAGGACCCUAUCUGGCGGUACAUGAAUCCCCAACUCCCUACUCCCUUCAUGCUGGGAUGGCGCACGCUCCGACCUCGGCAAACAAGACAGAAUAUCCUCCCUGACAGAAUCAGUCAUUGCGGGCUCAUUUUCCCUCGGUCGAAAGCUUCACAUCCUUCCUUCAUCGAACUCAAAAAGCACCAUUGCCCAUACCUCAACCAGGUGACGAAGGAGUAUCUGACCGACAUUGCCACAAACACGCAGACCACGAUUAAGCUCCUGGCUAGCCAUUCUGUAGGCAAUGUGAAUGUCAACAAAGCUGAUGAGGCAACCCUCGAUAACCAUGAUAUGGCUCAUGGGAAGAUCAGCAUAUCGGCCAAGGCCUGUGACUCAACGGAUGGCGACUGCUUCAUCAUGAUCGUGAGGCUUGAGGAAGAUCUGCCCGUAGAUGACUAUCCGACCAACAAACUCCUGCAGGCUGAUCGACUUGAUGCUCACAACGGCCAAGAUAUUGGGAAGCCACAGCAACUCAAUGCCGAAGUUCCUGGACAUCCGCAUCCUGAACGUCACCAAGAGUGUCAAUGGCCAUACCAGCUCUCUGGAGAUGUAAUUGGACUAUGAUUUCCUCUAUUACAUCAGUCAAAAUAAUUGUCUUCACU
Fusarium redolens is the source of this 710-nucleotide messenger RNA. RefSeq lists its product as uncharacterized. The coding region runs from base 94 to 672 and encodes 192 amino acids. The transcript is spliced from 2 exons. The record is from RefSeq and is a predicted model, not a curated record. NCBI's taxonomy places the organism in Eukaryota, Fungi, Ascomycota, Sordariomycetes, Hypocreales, Nectriaceae.